Messenger RNA from Pongo pygmaeus (Bornean orangutan), 4012 nucleotides. RefSeq names its product autophagy related 5 (gene ATG5). The record is from RefSeq and is a predicted model, not a curated record. Gene Ontology annotation, cellular component: Atg12-Atg5-Atg16 complex; autophagosome; phagophore assembly site membrane. Gene Ontology annotation, biological process: cellular response to nitrogen starvation; piecemeal microautophagy of the nucleus; protein lipidation involved in autophagosome assembly. NCBI's taxonomy places the organism in Eukaryota, Metazoa, Chordata, Mammalia, Primates, Hominidae. Gene Ontology annotation, molecular function: Atg8-family ligase activity. The transcript is spliced from 8 exons. The coding region runs from base 378 to 1175 and encodes 265 amino acids.
GGAGUUCGGGCCACGUGGGGUCUCGUGACGUCAUCUCCGGGCGCCGAGGGUGACUGGACUUGUGGUGCGCUUCCAGGGCUCCGCAGCGUUGCCGGUUGUGUUCGCUGGAUACCGGAGGGCGGAAGUGCAGCAGGGUUCGGCUCCGACCUCCGCGCGGGUGCUUUUUGCGGCUGCGCGGCCUUCCUGGAGUCCUGCUACCGCGUCCCCGCAGGACAGUGUGUCAGGCGGGCAGCUUGCCCCGCCGCCCCACCGGAGCGCGGAAUCUGGGCGUCCCCACCAGUGCGGGGAGCCGGAAGGAGGAGCCGUCGCUUGGAGUAGGUUUGGCUUUGGUUGAAAUAAGAAUUUAGCCUGUAUGUACUGCUUUAAUUACUGGAAGAAUGACAGAUGACAAAGAUGUGCUUCGAGAUGUGUGGUUUGGACGAAUUCCAACUUGUUUCACGCUAUGUCAGGAUGAGAUAACUGAAAGGGAAGCAGAACCAUACUAUUUGCUUUUGCCAAGAGUAAGUUAUUUGACGUUGGUAACUGACAAAGUGAAAAAGCACUUUCAGAAGGUUAUGAGACAAGAAGACAUUAGUGAGAUAUGGUUUGAAUAUGAAGGCACACCACUGAAAUGGCAUUAUCCAAUUGGUUUGCUAUUUGAUCUUCUUGCAUCAAGUUCAGCUCUUCCUUGGAACAUCACAGUACAUUUUAAGAGUUUUCCAGAAAAAGACCUUCUGCACUGUCCAUCUAAGGAUGCAAUUGAAGCUCAUUUUAUGUCAUGUAUGAAAGAAGCUGAUGCUUUAAAACAUAAAAGUCAAGUAAUCAAUGAAAUGCAGAAAAAAGAUCACAAGCAACUCUGGAUGGGAUUGCAAAAUGACAGAUUUGACCAGUUUUGGGCCAUCAAUCGGAAACUCAUGGAAUAUCCUGCAGAAGAAAAUGGAUUUCGUUAUAUCCCCUUUAGAAUAUAUCAGACAACGACUGAAAGACCUUUCAUUCAGAAGCUGUUUCGUCCUGUUGCUGCAGAUGGACAGUUGCACACACUAGGAGAUCUCCUCAAAGAAGUUUGUCCUUCUGCUGUUGAUCCUGAAGGGUCUCUCACUUGUUACCCAUGCUGGAGUGCAGUGGUGCCAUCACGGCUCACUGUAGCCUCGACCUCCUGGGCUCAGGCAAUCCUCCCACCUCAGCCUCCCAAGUAGCUGGAACUACAGGCAUGCACCACCACGCCCAGCUAAGCUAAUCUUUGUUUGUUUGGUUGAGUUUUUUUAUUUUUUGUAGAGAUGGGGUCUGUUUCCCAAGCUGGUCUCAAACUCCUGGGCUCAAGCGAUCCCCCCACCUUGACCUCCCAAAGUGCUGGGAUUACAGACGUGAGCCACCACUCCUGGCCUGUUUUCUUUUAUUGGUUUUGAUAUUGCUAAAAUGUCCUUCAUACUUUGUUGUUAUUUAUGGUACCAUGAAUUAAGGAUAGCAUAUACAUUUGGCUUAUCUGGAAACAUUUUUUACUUUGUUGUUUUAAUAACCAAAGCAGUCUUUACAGGUAGAGUUAUUCUACAUGGUAGGGCUGGCUAUCAGAAAGCAUUCCAAAAACAUUAAUUUUGACAGUAUAAUUCUACCAGCAACAAUAUUAUCCCAGCUAUGAGAAUAUUUAUUAUCUAAUUACUGUAUAUGUCAGGUACCGUGCUAGGCACUGGGGACAGAGUAACGAAUAAGAGAGAAACUUCGGUUUGAAGUUUCAAGGGAACUGCUGUCCUAUUCUAAGAAUCCCUCUGUUUAAAAUUGUGUUAUUGAGGCAAGUCAGAAAAUAAACAAAAUACAUAAAUGCCGGUGAAAUAUUUGGACAUAUGUAGGCAGUGACAAAAUAGUAUAUUUAAAACCUUAAACUGUUCUGUUGAGGGAUAUGACUGUCUUAGAUUCUUUCCUUAGUUACUUAAAUUUAGUUAGUGACACUUUUAUGUUAUAAAUUAAAAGUGGCCCCAGCUUCUAAACCAGAGAAUCAGUGCUACUUAUUCAGGGUUUGGGUAAGGGGAUUUAUUAGGCUUGUUACACAGUGUUUGAAUAGUGCUUUUGUCCUCCAGAUUCUGUUGUACAACUCAUAAACUCCAACAAUCCUUUUGUAACAUGGUUGGUCUUUUGCCUUUCAGAUACACUGUGCAUCAUCAGUGGAUUGUUUACCAUAUUGUAUUUGCUCCCAUGUUUAAAUAUUGCUUUAGAUAUAGUACUUUGGAUACUGAGUUGUGACUUGUUUCUUCUGCUGUUUCAUGGUAUACAAAGGUGACUGGCUUAAGGAAAAACUUUAGAGAUAAGGAACUUUUACUCUUACACCACUAUUCUUUCAUUUUUUGUCUCAGUGCUAAGUAGGAGGAAGAUUCUGAGAAUAUUAAAAUAUUUCAAAGAAAUAUAAGAAUAUGAAGAGAAUUAUACCGGAAAUGUUUUCAAAUAUUCUAAGAAAGAUUUAAUACAGUAAAGCUUUAGCAAACUAGAACUUACAAGCAAUGAAUCAUUCCAGAUAGCUGAGGGUUUCUCCAUUUGAAUACCAAUGUUUAAAAAAUCUUCCCAAAGUACUGCUACUAUGCUUUCUAUAGUAUUCUGUAUAUAGCUUAGUAUUUCAUUAUGAAAACAAAUCAUUGUAUUAACACUAUGGUCACAACUGUGUCAAAAAUUAUGUAUAGAUACAACAAAGAAAAAAUAAAGCAUUUUUUUAGGCUGGUAGUAUUAUAAAGUGAUACCUUUUUUCAAAAUUGUUUCAAGCUAUGGCACAGUGAUUUGGGAGUUUGGAAUGUUUUAUUUGGUUAUCUUUGGAAUUGUUAGUAUGCUAAGUUUUUAUUUUUCACAUUCUUUUAUCAGCUCUGUAGUAUUUUGUGUCCUCUGUUGACUGUCACCUCCUGGGACUGUGCUGUGCCUCUAACAGGAAGUCUAAAUAUUUCUUUAAAAGGGUCUCUUGUUUCAGGUGCCAGCCAAGUCAUUAUCACCAUACAUCAUCAGCUCAUUUUGCCCAGACCUUAGAGCACUUACAGAUUCAAAAGUCAUUUUGAACAGAGCAGAAAGGAAAACGUAGGGUAUUUCUCCUUUAUAGAGUUCCUUGAUUCCCUGUUUCCUUGUUGUCUUCUGUCACCAGGAAGCUGAGGGGUUUAGACAUCGUAUUUUGAAGAGAAGGUAAAGGAGACAAACCCAGAAUUGUGCUAAAGGAAUAACACAAAGUUUCUUGAUGGUUCUAUUUUUUUUUUCUUUUUCAUUAGAGGAGUUUGGCUUUGCUUUGUUUUUCUAUGACAAAAAUCUUUAUAUUUACCUUAAAAGUUGUCAGUACAACACACCAAAAUCAUGAAAAACACAAAAUCUUAAGUUUAAUUUGGAAUACAAUUGAAUUUAAAAGAAAGGUGUAAAUUUCAGCCCCCUUUUAAUUAGCAAGUGGAUGUUAACAAAAAUCAGUCAGGCUUUGUAACUCUAAAACAGGAAUCCCUGAGUCAGAUUCGUAAUCCCUUCUCAUUAAAAUUUUAACUGUUAUUCAAAUAGUAUCUCUAAGACAUUUUGAUACAUACUUGAAUGCUUUACUGAAAACAACUAAAGCUCACCUGUGUCUUAUUAAACAUCUCAAAUACUGAUCUGAUUCUUGAUUUCUAGUCACAUUUCUAUUUUACAUUUUCAAAAUAUGUAUGGACCUACUUCGUGUACUUGUCAUUUUUAAUAACCAUAUAGUACAGUUUUUAAUGUAUAACUAAAAUAAAUUUUGGUCAUUGGUACAAUGGGCUGUUUUUGCCACUACAGUUUCAUUAACGUCAAUCUUAAGUAAGCACAGUAAUUAAGAAAGAAGUAAUACUUUCACAUACAGCAACAGAAUUUUUAUCAGAAUAUAUUGUAACCCUCAGGUUUCUGUUUUGGGUGAUACAUACUGCAACAUUUGAACUUUCUCCAUGUCCACAUUUCCUGUUCAGGGGACAAAACAGGUUUAAAAUCCAUUUAAUGCACUAAGGAUUCUCAAAAGGCACCAGAUUAUUUUUUCUUUAACUGUUUUGACUUUUAUUGUUGUUGGAUUUCUUUC